GAGGGCGUGGCUGAGGGAGGAGCCCACAGGUAGGUGCUUCUGCCGAGGUGCCUGGAGAGGUCUGUGUGGUGGCCAGGUUGUAAGGUGGAAUAGGUCCACACUGGUCACCGCAGAGAGACUAAAGGCGUGUCUUCACCCGCUGUGGCCAUUUCCUGCCAAGAACCCCGCCGUUCACUGGCUUCACCUUCCCCGUCGGAGAUCCUGGGAUUCCUCACUUCUGAGCCCACAUCUAAAUCCUGCCUUUCAAAACCAGCCUUCCUCCCUCCUCUACCAACAGUCUCCCCCGGGGGCCCUCGUCCUGGGCCAUGGCCCUAAGGGUGGGCCUGGGACCUGGGCAGCUGGAAGCUGUGGCCAUUCUGCUUCUUAUCGGAUUGCUCCAGUCAAGAGUGGGAGCUGACGGGGCUGAAGCCCCGUGUGGUGCUGUUAUGCAGCCACGCAUCACAGGCGGUAGCAAUGCCAAGCCUGGCCAGUGGCCCUGGCAGGUCAGCCUCACCUACGAUGGCGUCCAUGUGUGUGGAGGGUCACUGGUGUCCAACCAGUGGGUGGUGUCAGCUGCUCACUGCUUCCCCAGAGAGCACUCCAGGGAACAGUACGAGGUGAAGAUGGGAGCCCAUCAGCUGGACUCCUACAACAACGAGACUGUGGUCCGCACAGUGGCUCAGAUCAUCGCCCACUCAAGCUACCGAGAAGAGGGCUCCCAGGGUGACAUUGCACUGGUCCGCCUCAGCAGCCCUGUCACCUUCUCCCGCUACAUCAGACCCAUCUGCCUCCCUGCAGCCAAUGCCUCCUUUCCCAACGGCCUCCAGUGUACUGUCACGGGAUGGGGGCACGUGGCCCCUUCAGUGAGCCUCCAGAUGCCCAGGCCACUGCAGCAGCUUGAGGUACCACUGAUCAGCCGUGAAACCUGUGGCUGCCUGUACAAUAUCAAUGCCGUGCCUGAAGAACCCCACACUAUCCAACAGGACAUGCUGUGUGCUGGCUAUGUGAAGGGAGGCAAAGAUGCUUGUCAGGGUGACUCUGGGGGCCCACUCUCUUGUCCCAUAGAAGGCCUCUGGUAUUUGGCAGGCAUUGUGAGCUGGGGUGAUGCCUGUGGAGCCCCUAACAGGCCUGGAGUAUAUACUCUAACUUCUACCUAUGCCUCCUGGAUCCACCACAAUGUGGCAGAGCUCCAGCCUCGUCUCGUUCCCCAAACCCAGGAGUCCCAGCCAGAUGGCCACCUCUGCAACCAUCAUCCUGUCUUCAACUCAGCUCCAGCCCGGGGAUUAAGGCCCAGACUUUUCCUGCCACUGGGCCUGGCCCUGGGCCUCCUCUGCCUUUGGUUUGAACAUUAAGCUGCUUAACCCUCAAAACUGACCAUGCCUCCCAGACCAACAGCACACCAAGGACGUGCCGUUCAGGAGGGCAGUGCACCAGCUUUAUCUCUGAGCCCAUUCUUCUUCAUUUGCUCUUUGGGAUUCUAAUCAAGGGCCAAGAAGUUUACGGCCUGUGGAAUGGGCCGGAAGUUCGAGCUCCCUUCCUCUACUGUGUGCAGUUUAUUGGUUAGGCUCCUAUGGAGCUCCCAGAAGCCUCCACCAGGAAAGUGCGCCCCGACUUCCACCUGUGUCUAGUACACAGCGCAGCUGCCCAGCGGUCUGCUGCAGAAGACCAGCUUCAGGGCCCUACCCAGCCUGCCUGAUGAGCCCAUUACUUUGUCCUCUUCCUGUCUCCGGGGCUUUGUCUGUCCUUCAGACAGGGAAGACCUCAGCCUCACUCCGCUGGCUGCCAAGCCUGCUUUGAGCCAACUCCUGGACUCCGGAGGACUGAGCCCCCACCGGAGCCGGCUGGGGCUUGAUCAGGGUGAGGGAUAAGAGGAGCAAGGAGUAAAUGUUUUGAACACAACUGGCUGUAUGUGAGAUGAAAUGAAGAA
This is a messenger RNA of Peromyscus leucopus (white-footed mouse), 1906 nucleotides long. RefSeq names its product serine protease 8 (gene Prss8). Gene Ontology annotation, biological process: proteolysis; positive regulation of sodium ion transport. The transcript is spliced from 6 exons. NCBI's taxonomy places the organism in Eukaryota, Metazoa, Chordata, Mammalia, Rodentia, Cricetidae. Bases 306 to 1331 code for a protein of 341 amino acids. Gene Ontology annotation, molecular function: sodium channel regulator activity; serine-type endopeptidase activity. The record is from RefSeq and is a predicted model, not a curated record.